AUGACGGCAGAUUUAAUGAAUUCUGAUUUUCGAUUAUUUAAAAUUGAAAUCGACAAGAACGAAUAUCCAACGCAUGAUAAUAUGCCUAUCACUGGACAUAUUAAAAUCGAACUUAAAAAACCACUAAUUAUUAAAGCUAUUAAAAUACAAUUCAAAGGACGAGCACUGCAUAGAGAAAAUGGAAAUGAAUCAGAAAAAGCAUAUGUGGACAAUGAUUUCAAUCUUCUGGAUAGGAUUCCUGGCCAACCGGUUCCAGCAAGUUUUCCAUGGAAUGCUAAUUUUUUAUAUUCUUUACCUUUUAAUUUUAUAUUUCCUGCGAUGUGUCCAACUUCUUAUGAAUCUCCGCAGGGUUAUAUUCGCUAUUGGUUGCGUUGUACCGUUGUGUUGGACGAUGCACAGAAAACGGAAUAUAUGAUAAAAAAAGGUCUUAAUGUGGUUGCAUGGCGUGCAACGUCAUCAGCAGAUCAUCCAUCAAAUUCGAUUAGUGCAUCGGAGACAAUUUCUUUUGGUACUUGCUGUUGUCGAGGAAAAUUAUCCGCCGAAGUGCAAUUACCUAAAUCAAAUUAUUCACCCGGAGAAGUUGUAUACGGAUCGCUGAAAAUUAAUAAUCGACAUCCAAGGCAUAUGAUUGAACUGGUGGACGUUAAACUUGUUGAUUCCUUGACUCGAGCAAAUUCACCUUUCGCCUAUCCAGGUCGAACACUUGUCCAUCAAAAAUUGGAUCUAAACAAUUUGAAGCCAAAAGGUGUCACGCAGAAGGAUGACAUCGCAUUUAUCAAAAUUCCUGCAGUGGCUCCAACAACAAUACAAGGAUCAUCAGACUCUAUGAUGACAGGCUUGUUUUUCAGUUCAUAUAUAAAUGAGGAAUCGAAUAAUGUCGGAACUAUGCAUAGUAAUAGUUUCGCUUUCAGAAAACAACCUUUUCUUCAAAUUCAUUACGAAAUUCAGGUGGUUAUAUCAGGUAAACUCGAAUUACGUCUGCCAAUAACGAUAGCAGCAUUACAAACGCAAGGAUCACGUAUUGUAUAUAAGCCAUUCGUUGGAGGCCCGCAAAAUAUCAUCGAACGAGAUGAAAUGGACAAAAAAAGAUUGAAUAAUUUCGAGUUUACUCCAUACUACCCAUAUCUUAAUGAAAUAACGAGUACCAUAGGUGGCAUUGGCAGCGAUGGUAUUAAUUCAAGCAGUUAA
Messenger RNA from Dracunculus medinensis (Guinea worm), 1188 nucleotides. NCBI's taxonomy places the organism in Eukaryota, Metazoa, Nematoda, Chromadorea, Rhabditida, Dracunculidae. The record is from the annotation of a GenBank genome assembly.